Messenger RNA from Debaryomyces fabryi, 1239 nucleotides. RefSeq lists its product as uncharacterized. The record is from RefSeq and is a predicted model, not a curated record. The transcript has a single exon. NCBI's taxonomy places the organism in Eukaryota, Fungi, Ascomycota, Pichiomycetes, Serinales, Debaryomycetaceae. Gene Ontology annotation, molecular function: GTP binding. Gene Ontology annotation, cellular component: mitochondrion. Bases 1 to 1239 code for a protein of 412 amino acids.
AUGAAACUUAUAGGAGGAGUUAGACUCACCAUUAAGUUAUCAAACUCGCUCAUUUUCAAAAGAAGUGCUUCAGUGGACUAUCUCGUUUCAUCUCUUAAUAGAACCGAAGAGAAUAAAGAGCACAAACUGUCAUCACAAACUACGAAUGAAAUAAAGCCAUCAGAAAUUCCACCAAAAGACAGCACAAAGCUAGCCAUAUCACCAAACCAGUUAACUGAUCAUUUUCGAUAUAAAGAAUACCCUAAGCCUACGAGAAGACAAAUUUCUGAGACACAAGCAUUAUUUAAUAAUGCUAGUUUUAAGCUUGAAUGGACAUUAGAUAAGUAUGAAGAAAUACCAUAUAUAAAAUAUAAAAGGUUAAAAGAAGAAAAAACAGAGAAAUUAUCUAAGGUUGAACCUUAUAGAAAAACUGAGUACCAUUUGACACAAUUGAAUUCUAAGAAGACUUUUGGAAUACCGCCAGAACAUCUCAAACCGUUACCUGAGGUUCUAUUAUUAGGACAUACGAAUGUUGGAAAAUCUUCCUUAAUAAAUAGCUUAUUGGUUAAUAGGGAAGAAAAUAAAUCGGCCAAAUUAGCUACUGAGCAUGCAUUUGUUUCAAAGAGGGCAGGAUAUACAAAGACUCUCAACUGUUUUAAUAUUGGCAAUAAAUUGAGAAUAAUGGAUAGUCCAGGUUAUGGAGAAUUCGGGGAACUGUCCCAGGGAGAAGUCAUAACAGAUUAUAUUACCCAAGGGCAAUCUUUAAGAAGAGUUUUUAUAUUAAUAGACAGUGUUAAAGGCUUUCAAGAAGAGGACUUGCACAUAAUAGACUUCAUAAUAAAUGAAGGGGUUUCAUUCGAUUUGAUUUUCACCAAAGUAGACCAAAUUAUUCAAAAGUUCAUGCCAGCAAAGAUAAUAAGCUCUAAGCAUGCCAUUAAAGUUAAAUCCAUUGAAGAUAGAGUGAAAAAUGCCACUUUGAUUAAACAUUCCAACAAGAAAAUUAUUGACUAUUUUAGUAGCAUGAUAGAAGAGUCAAAUAUGUCUAAUCUUGUAACGUUACCAAAGCUCUUCUUUCAUAAUGCUCAAACGAACAAGUUUGUUUCUGCCAGACAGGGUUAUAAAGAGAUUAGAUUUGAAAUAUUGCAGAGUUGUGGAUUGGUUAAAGAAGAUAUUAAGAGUAAUAGUGCUGUUAUUAACGAAGAAGCCAUGAUGAAACAAAAUGCUCUUAGGAGAAAGACGAAGGUUCAAAGACUCGUGUAA